This is a messenger RNA of Macadamia integrifolia, 1548 nucleotides long. RefSeq names its product beta-glucosidase 13-like. Gene Ontology annotation, biological process: carbohydrate metabolic process. The transcript has 13 exons. NCBI's taxonomy places the organism in Eukaryota, Viridiplantae, Streptophyta, Magnoliopsida, Proteales, Proteaceae. The record is from RefSeq and is a predicted model, not a curated record. Gene Ontology annotation, molecular function: beta-glucosidase activity. The coding region runs from base 1 to 1548 and encodes 515 amino acids.
AUGGCAAUUCUAGUCUCUCAAUGUCAACUAUUUUUCUUGGGUCUUGUCCUAGUCAUCAACUUGUUGACUCAUGAUGGAGGUGUAACAGCGAGUAACAACUCAGCUUCAUUUAGUCGAAGUAGUUUCCCUGCUGGUUUUAUUUUCGGUACAGCUUCUUCUGCUUACCAGACUGAAGGUGCAACAAAAGAAGGUGGAAAGGGUCCAAGCAUAUGGGAUACUUUCACCCAUAAUUAUCCAGAAAAAAUCAAGGAUCAUAGUAAUGGAGAUGUAGCCAUUGAUUCUUAUCACCGGUACAAGGAAGAAGUGCGUAUGAUGAAGGAAAUGGGUACAGAUGCUUAUAGAUUUUCCAUUUCAUGGUCAAGGCUUUUACCUGAUGGAAAACUAAGUGGAGGAAUAAACAAGAAAGGCAUUCAAUAUUACAACAAUCUCAUCAAUGAGCUCCUAUCCAAGGAUAUCCAGCCAUUUGUGACUUUGUUUCAUUGGGAUUUGCCCCAAGUCUUGGAAGACAAAUAUGGUGGUUUUUUGAGUCCAGACAUCAUUGAUGAUUUCCAAGACUUUGCAGAACUUUGUUUCAAAGAAUUCGGUAAUCGGGUGAAGCAUUGGAUGACUUUAAAUGAGCCAUCAAGCUUUGCUACUGUAGGCUACAAUGAUGGAUUUCCACCACGCCGAUGUUUCAAAUCGGUGGGAGAUUGUCCUGCUGGGAAUCUUGAGACCCAGCCUUACUUGGUAGGGCACCACCUACUUCUUGCUCAUGCAGCCGCAGUGAAAUUGUACAGGGAAAAGUAUCAGAAAUCUCAAAAGGGUAAGAUUGGAAUAACAUUAAACUCACACUGGAUGGUACAAUACACCGAUCAUCAUUUUGAUAUUGUGGCAGCACAGAGAGCACUUGAUUUCAUGUAUGGAUGGUUCAUCAGCCCUUUAACUUAUGGUUACUAUCCCAAGAACAUGAAAUCUACACUGAGAAAUCGCUUGCCAAAAUUUUCAAGGAAGCAAGUGAAAAUGAUUAAAGGAUCAUUCGACUUCCUCGGACUCAAUUACUAUACAGCUUAUUAUGCAACUAAAGAUGAGCAUUGCAAAGAUGCUAACUCGACUUAUAAUACAGAUUCUUGUGCUAAACUCCUGCAGGAGAAAAAUGGGACCUCCAUUGGUCCAACUACUGCUUCAGAUUGGCUUCAUGUAUACCCAAGAGGAAUAUGGGAGUUGUUGCAUUAUACUAAGAAAGAAUACAAAAAUCCAGUGAUUUAUAUUACUGAGAAUGGAGUAUCGGAGUUCAAUAACAAUACACUCACAUUGGAAGAAGCUCUAGCGGAUAAAUGGAGAAUAGAUUACUACGAUAGUCAUCUUCAAUUUGUCCACAAAGCCAUCAAGGAAGGUGUAAAUGUCAAAGGAUAUUUUGCAUGGUCACUGUUUGAUAACUUUGAGUGGAUUAUGGGUUACACAGUUCGAUUUGGUCUUAACUAUGUGGAUUACAAAGAUGGACUGAAGAGACACCCAAAGCACUCAGCCAUUUGGUUCAAGAAGUUCCUCCGAAGAACUCCAAAGACAUAG